AUAAGGGGAGAUGAACAAUACAUAAAAUUUUCGAAUUCAAUUUGUGGCUUCUGUUACACUUAUUUAUUUCAUUUUUAGUAAAUUCUGUUAUUCCAGUUGUUAUAUUUUUUAGUUUAAAAAUUUCAAUCACUAUGUCAAGUAAUGCUCCUGUAGAUCCUGUAAGAGAAAAAAUUCUCCAAGAAAAUCGAAAGAAGCUUAUUGAACACAAAGAAAUUGCUAGUAAAUUAAAAGGAAUGCGAGAACAAGCUAAAGAGCUUACUAAGCAAUAUGACAAAUCUGAAAAUGAUUUAAAAGCUUUACAAAGUGUUGGCCAAAUUGUAGGUGAAGUACUGAAGCAGUUAACUGAAGAUAAAUUUAUUGUAAAAGCAACAAAUGGUCCACGUUAUGUAGUUGGAUGUCGCAGACAGUUAGAUAAAGCAAAACUUAAAGCAGGAACUCGAGUUGCAUUGGAUAUGACUACAUUGACAGUUAUGCGAUAUUUACCUCGUGAAGUGGAUCCUCUAGUUUAUAAAAUGUCUCAUGAAGAUCCUGGCGACGUUACAUACUCGGCCAUAGGGGGUUUAUCGGAACAAAUCCGUGAGCUCAGAGAAGUUAUUGAACUACCAUUAUUAAAUCCUGAACUAUUUCAACGUGUUGGUAUCACUCCACCUAAAGGUUGUUUACUCUAUGGUCCUCCAGGAACAGGAAAAACAUUAUUAGCCAGAGCUGUUGCUAGCCAGUUAGAUGCUAAUUUUUUGAAAGUAGUAUCAAGUGCUAUUGUAGAUAAAUAUAUUGGUGAAAGUGCUAGGCUCAUACGUGAAAUGUUCAAUUAUGCUAGAGAUCAUCAACCUUGUAUUAUUUUCAUGGAUGAAAUUGAUGCUAUUGGUGGUCGUCGAUUUUCUGAAGGUACUUCAGCAGAUCGAGAAAUUCAAAGAACACUAAUGGAACUUUUAAAUCAAAUGGAUGGUUUUGACUCUUUAGGACAAGUUAAAAUGAUAAUGGCAACUAAUCGACCAGACACUUUAGAUCCAGCAUUAUUAAGACCUGGACGUUUAGAUCGCAAAAUAGAAAUUCCUCUACCAAAUGAACAAGCUCGGCUAGAUAUUUUGAAAAUUCAUGCAGCUCCAAUUACAAAACAAGGCGAUAUUGAUUAUGAAGCUAUUGUAAAAUUAUCAGAUAACUUUAAUGGUGCUGAUUUGCGUAAUGUUUGUACAGAAGCAGGACUCUUUGCUAUAAGAGCAGAAAAAGAUUACGUAACUCAUGAAGAUUUUAUGAAAGCUGUUCGUAAGGUAUCUGAUAACAAAAAUUUAGAAUCAAAACUUGAUUACAAGCCUAUAUAAUUAAAACAUAUUUGAUGUAAAUUAUGUUGAUAACAAGUUUGUAUUUAAUAAUAAUAUUAUUUUCAAAAGUUAAUGAGAUAAAAUAUGUUAAUAAUACAAUUUUUAACUUAAAUCUACACAUUUUUUGCUGUUGUUUAGUUCAUUAUCAGAAAUCAUAAUUAUAAAAAGAAUUCUUUGAAAAUGAAAUAUAAAAAAACUAUGAAAUUAUGUAUAUCAUUUAUAAUUAUAUUAUUUAAUAAAUUUAUUAUUUGAAAAUGUCAUUAA
Daktulosphaira vitifoliae (grape phylloxera) is the source of this 1583-nucleotide messenger RNA. RefSeq names its product 26S proteasome regulatory subunit 10B (gene Rpt4). Gene Ontology annotation, biological process: positive regulation of RNA polymerase II transcription preinitiation complex assembly. The record is from RefSeq and is a predicted model, not a curated record. Lineage: Eukaryota; Metazoa; Arthropoda; Insecta; Hemiptera; Phylloxeridae. Gene Ontology annotation, molecular function: ATP binding; ATP hydrolysis activity; proteasome-activating activity. Bases 132 to 1319 code for a protein of 395 amino acids. The transcript is spliced from 8 exons. Gene Ontology annotation, cellular component: cytosolic proteasome complex; proteasome regulatory particle, base subcomplex.